AUGGCUUUCUCCUUCCUUUCAAUCUUCAUCCCCGGAUUUCCAAAGAUAACCACAGCACCGUUCGUUGGCUACAACUUCUACGCAGGCCUGCAUACUAAAACCACUUGCAAGUCGAAAACCAAGCUUAGCUCGCCCAAGACAGUUUGCCUGAUGAACCUGUACGACUCGAGUAUUCCCACUAUGAACUGCCUGAACCUCGUCGCGUCGACUGACGUUAGGUGCUACCUGGAGUACCCGGUCGGUCCUCUCCGACACGCUGCAGCUAAGAAGCCGAAGGCCCGCUCAGGCUAUGCCAAGUCUUACCAGAGCUGCCCCAGCUAG
Molecule: messenger RNA, 321 nt
Organism: Penicillium angulare
Lineage: Eukaryota; Fungi; Ascomycota; Eurotiomycetes; Eurotiales; Aspergillaceae
Exons: 1
Coding region: 1-321 (106 amino acids)
Source: RefSeq, a predicted model, not a curated record